AUGACAUUUCACUCGAUGUGGACGGCGAAAAUAUCAUCUUACAUGGUCAGCUUCGAUCAGAGAGAGAAGAUGGAUUUGAGAAUAAUGAGUUUAAAAAGAUUAUUAAGGUGGCAGACGGAGUUGAUCCUACAACAGUGAAAUCGCGUGUAAUCAAAACUCUGAAUAAAGGCAACGUUCUUGUCGUUGAAGGCAACAGGCGCGUUGAAGAAAAAGCAAAACAAGACGAUGGCAAGUUCCUGGUUAAAUUGGAUCUGCGUGGAUUUAAACCAGAAGAUAUCAAGGUUCAGCUUCGUGGACAUGAGCUGAAAGUCAUAGGAAAACACAAAUCAGAAGACCAAGGUUUCUAUCAUUCACGUGACUACAGCCAUCGCGUUUUGUUGCCUGAUGAUGCAGACCUUGGUUCAGUGACGUCACGCCUCUCCAAGGAAGGCUUGCUGAUUAUAGAAGCGUCACGUGAUCCAGCUUUGUUACCAAAGGAAAGAAAUGUGGACGUCUCCAUGGAACUUGAUGAGCAAUCACCUGAAGACGAGGCCAAACAAGCAGAGAGUGGUGAUACAGAAGAAGAGAACCAAACUGAAUGAACUAUGUUGGC
Molecule: messenger RNA, 592 nt
Organism: Porites evermanni
Lineage: Eukaryota; Metazoa; Cnidaria; Anthozoa; Scleractinia; Poritidae
Source: the annotation of a GenBank genome assembly